This is a messenger RNA of Macrosiphum euphorbiae (potato aphid), 222 nucleotides long. The record is from the annotation of a GenBank genome assembly. Lineage: Eukaryota; Metazoa; Arthropoda; Insecta; Hemiptera; Aphididae.
AUGGGAUUUACUUGGUAUGGAAAUGAAAAUUGUCCUCAACCAGAAUGCAUUGCAUGUGGAGUGAAAUUAUCCAACGCAGCUAUGGUUCCAAGUAAAUUGAAGCGUCAUUUAUUAAAAAAACAUGAUCAUUUAGCUAAUAAAAAUGUUGACUACUUCAAACAACUAUUAAGUUCACCAAAUAAAGAAUCAGUAAUUUUUGAGAAAAGGUUAGGUACUAAAUAA